Orbicella faveolata is the source of this 1193-nucleotide messenger RNA. Its product is annotated as centrosomal protein of 57 kDa-like. Gene Ontology annotation, molecular function: identical protein binding; gamma-tubulin binding; microtubule binding. Lineage: Eukaryota; Metazoa; Cnidaria; Anthozoa; Scleractinia; Merulinidae. Gene Ontology annotation, cellular component: centrosome. The record is from RefSeq and is a predicted model, not a curated record.
AAGUCAAAAGUUGUUUACUUUUUUUCUUUUCAGUCAACCACGAAGUCACACUCGCUUGGCGCUAAUGUACAGACCGUGCUGUCUUUAAUGAAGGCUCACAACCCUGCGCUGUGUAACGCUGCCGCACGUCGGGCUCAGAAGCGACACACGCAAAGCGCGGGCUCAGCAAGCACCAGCGAUUCAGAUAAUGCUUUUGAUGAGUUACUUCUAGGGCUUCAGGAUGAGUUUGGACACAUCACUUUCGAGCAUCGCGAACUUUCUCGUCAAAUACAAGAAUCAGAUGAUCCGAGAAUCCAAGAAGACCUCAGACGAGAAUUAGAAAACUUAGAAGCUCGCAUGGAGGCGAAAGGAGAACAAAUAGCAAUGGUUCGACGGCAACAACAAAAAGUCAAAAGACAGCGCAAGCAACAAAAGACUAGAACAGCAGCGAGACCCAAUAGCGCAAGCGCUGUUCUCCCGGCGAGUGGCGGAGAAGUUCAAGUGAUAACGACUGUUAAAACAAAAGCAGCAAAAACUACCCGCCCGGGAGAGGGAGCGAAGACUACAUUAACCGCCUUAAAAGGAAUGAAGACACUUCAAAAUUCGUUAGGAAAGAAUCAAUAUCAUUGGGACUGACAUCGGUUUUGCUUUUAGGUUAAGAACGGGGUGGGUGAGUGACUGUGAAAUCAAGUUGAUCAUGAGGGAAGGGUGGGCGAGUAGGUUUUACAGCCGUCCUGUAACUCAAGGAACAAUUAUAUUGACCUUGUAUUACAAUGCAAGAACUUCACGUAGAAAAUUGUUUGAAUCCUUUAGUCUUAACAGUGAUAAAAUCUUUUUUACAUUGUCAACCAGAAAGGUGACGAUAAUCUAGUAAUCUAGAUGAUCCACCACUGACGUUUUAAAGAAUGCGUGGCAAUCAACAAAGAGAAUUAUUACAGUAAUACAAUCUCCAGAUUGAACUUUAUUCACAAAACUUCCUUGUACCAAAAUUUAACACACACGCGACAUGCUUCUCGACAUCUCUCUGAAUGACAAGUAUUAAUAUCAAAUUCUAACUCACGAAAUUAAUUUAUUCCGGCUUACAAUGUAGUGUUUCCCCUCUCUAAAGCUGUGAAAUAACCCUUCUAUAUAAUUAUGUAAAUGAACAAGCGUUAUGGACAUAUUAAUAAAUGUACACAAGACACUCGUGAUGGUUUAUAAACUUAAUGCCAACA